This is a messenger RNA of Linum tenue, 12244 nucleotides long. NCBI's taxonomy places the organism in Eukaryota, Viridiplantae, Streptophyta, Magnoliopsida, Malpighiales, Linaceae. The record is from the annotation of a GenBank genome assembly.
ACUCUUGUCCACUCUCUCCGUCCGUCUCUCUCUUCUUUCCGUUCUAUUUCUCCUUUGCGAGAAUCCUCAACCGAAUUGCGAUCGCGGCACCAAAAACCCUAGUUACCGAUCGUCAAUUCGCAUAUUCUCUUCUUCAUUCCCCCUUUCCACCUCCCGAAUUCCUUGCUCUGAUUGGUUUUGUGCCUCGUUAUCGGCGGACUCGCUGCUCAUUGGGGAUCCGAUCAUCGUGAAUACUGAUUGUUGGAAACAUAUAUUUCGUCAAUCCCUCAAUCGCUUCUUGUUUCUGGAGAAUUGAUUGAUUCCCGGUUGCAGUUUUCUCUUGCGGUUUCUCGGGGGGCACGUGUGCAAUGCUCUUUGAUUCACCGAGAUGAAGCUCAAGCGGCGGAGGUCUUUGGAAGUGCCUCCAAAAAUUAAAUCCUUCAUCAAUAAUGUGACUGCUACUGCUCUGGAGAAUAUAGAAGAGCCUCUUAAGGGCUUUGCUUGGGAGUUUGAUAAGGGCGAUUUUCAUCAUUGGGUUGACCUUUUUAACCAUUUCGAUUCAUUCUUCGAUAAGCACAUAAAACCAAGGAAAGAGUUGCAGCUUGAUGACAGCUUUCUGGAAUCUGAUAGCUAUUUCCCGCGAGAAGCCGUUCUUCAGAUCCUCCGCGUUAUCAGAAUAAUCUUAGAGAAUUGCACAAAUAAGCACUUUUAUAGUUCAUAUGAGCAGCAUCUUUCUGCCCUUCUUGCUUCAACAGAUGCAGAUGUGGUUGAGGCUUGUCUGCAGACUCUGGCUGCUUUCCUUAAGAAAACCAUUGGAAAGUACUCCAUUCGAGAUGCUUCCUUGAGUUCUAAGCUAUUCACUCUGGCACAGGGCUGGGGUGGAAAGGAGGAGGGUCUAGGUCUGAUUGCAUGUACUGUUGACAAUGGGUGUGAUCCUGUAGCAUAUGAGUUAGGCUGCACCCUCCAUUUUGAGUUCUAUGGACUGAGGGAGUCACCAAGUGAGUCUCAGCAGACAGAAGAAUCAACAGAAGGGUUACAAAUCAUUCAUUUACCUAACAUCAACACUCUCCCAGAUACAGAUUUAGAACUUUUGAACAAGUUAGUUGCAGAGUAUAAAGUGCCUCACCGUUUGAGAUUUUCUCUAUUGACGCGGUUACGGUUUGCGAGGGCUUUUGGAUCUUUGACUUCUCGACAGCAAUACUCAUGCAUUCGUCUAUAUGCCUUCAUAGUUCUUGUUCAAGCAAGUAGUGAUGCUGCUGAUCUAGUUUCUUUUUUCAACUCCGAGCCAGAGUUUGUAAAUGAACUAGUUUCCUUGUUGAGCUAUGAAGAUGCAGUUCCUGAGAAAAUUCGGAUUCUUUCUCUUCUCGCUUUAGUUGCCCUUUCUCAGGAUCGCUCCCGGCAGCCUAGUGUCCUGGCUGCUGUCACAUCUGGUGGUCACCGUGGCAUUCUAUCCAGCCUCAUGCAGAAAGCUAUUGAUUCUGUUAUGAAUCGAACAUCAAAAUGGUCUGUUGUUUUUGCUGAGGCUUUAUUAUCUCUGGUCACUGUUUUGGUCUCAUCAUCCUCUGGGUGCUCAGCCAUGCGUGAGGCAGGUUUCAUCCCUACCCUUCUACCUCUCCUCAAGGACACAGAUCCUCAGCAUUUGCAUUUAGUUGGGACAGCUGUGCAUAUUUUAGAAGCUUUCAUGGAUUACAGUAAUCCAGCUGCUGCAUUGUUCAGAGAGUUGGGUGGUUUAGAUGAUACCAUUUCUCGGCUGAAGGUAGAAGUCUCUUAUAUAGAAAAUGGUCAGGGGCAACAUGGUGAAAAUUCUGAUUCCAGGGGAAAUAGUUUGCCAAUUGACGCUGGUGGUGCUUCAUCUGAUCUGGAGAGUAUGCAUCCCCUAUACUCUGAGGCAUUGGUUUCUUAUCACCGGCGUUUGCUUAUGAAAGUACUGUUACGUGCUAUAUCACUGGGAACAUACGCUCCAGGAAAUACUUCUCGUAUUUAUGGAUCUGAAGAGAGUUUGCUGCCACAAUGCUUGAGCAUCAUAUUUAGGAGAGCUAAGGACUUUGGCGGUGGGGUGUUUUCACUUGCAGCAACGGUUAUGAGUGAUCUUAUUCAUAAGGAUCCUACCUGUUUCUCUGUCUUGGAUGCAGCUGGUCUUCCUUCUGCAUUUCUGGAUGCUAUCAUGGAUGGUGUUUUAUGCUCUGCUGAAGCCAUAAUAUGCAUACCUCAAUGCUUGGAUGCAUUGUGCCUGAACAAUAAUGGGCUUCAGGCAGUUAAAGACUGCAAUGCUUUGAGGUGCUUUGUCAAGAUUUUUACGUCCAGUACUUAUCUGCGUGCCCUUACUGGGGAGACUCCUGUGUCCUUGUCUAGUGGAUUAGACGAACUCAUGCGCCAUGCUUCUUCUUUGCGCGAACCUGGAGUGGACAUGUUAAUUGAGAUUUUGAGUUGCAUUGCACGAAUCGGUUCUGGGGUGGAUGGUUCUUCCUCAGCUGGCUCUUUUUUAGAUGCUUCUUUGUCAACAGCUGAUGUGCCGAGCUGCUCUGUUGUUGUUCCCAUGGAAACUGACUCCGAGGAGGCGAGUCCCGUUCUGGAUGAUGGCAAAGAAGCUACAAAUUCAGAGCAGCAGUCUGCUGAUCUUUCUUCUGAUGCUUCGGUAGUGAAUAUAGAGUCAUUCCUUCCUGAUUGUGUCGGGAAUGCAGCUCGUCUUCUUGAAACGAUUCUUCAAAAUGCUGAUACAUGUCGUAUUUUUGUAGAGAAGAAGGGGGUAGAUGCAGUCCUUAGUUUAUUUACCUUACCUUUGAUGCCUGUCUCUUCAUCUCUCGGUCAGAUUAUCUCCAUUGCUUUCAAGAACUUUUCACCUCAACAUUCUGCAUCUUUGGCCAGGGCAGUAUGCUCAUUUUUGAGAGAACAUGUGAAGUCAACUAAUGAACUCUUAGAUUCAGUUAGAGGAACUGAGCUUUCUGUAGUUGAUUCCGGGAAACAAACUAAGAUUUUGAAGCACUUCUCAAGCCUUGAGGGUAUAUUGUCUCUGUCAAAUUUUCUGUUGAAAGGUACUGCUAGUGUGGUCUCUGAACUGGGUACUGCAGAUGCUGAAGUCCUGAAGGAUCUUGGGAGGACAUACUGGGAAGUUAUUUGGCAAAUUUCUGUGCACAAUGAUUCCAAAGUGGAAGAGAAGAGGAUUGUAGAGCCUGAAUUGGACAGUGGAGAUGUGUCGUCAUCUAAUGUUGUUGGAAGAGAGAGUGAUGAUGAUGCUAACCCAGCUGUCAGAUAUAUGAACCCAGUUUCAAUCAGGAGCAGUUCUCAGCCCCAUUGGGGUGGAGAACGUGAGUUUCUAUCAGUUCUUCGUUCUGGUGAAGGCUUACAUCGUCGUAGUAGACAUGGUUUGACACGAAUACGGGGUGGGAGGAGUGGCCGCCACUUGGAUGCUUUAAAUUUGGACUCUGAGGUUUUGGCCAAUGUAACUGAGUCAUCUUCCCAGGAUGUUAAGAAGAAGAGCCCUGAUGUUCUUGUUGCAGAAAUUCUGAACAAGCUGGCUUCCACACUGCGCUCUUUCUUUACAGCCCUUGUCAAGGGAUUCACUUCCCCAAACCGUCGGAGAUCUGAUGUGGGUUCAUUAAGUGCAGCUUCUAAGACUCUUGGUUCUUCAUUGGCCACAAUGUUUCUCGAAGCUCUCAAUUUUUCAGGUUAUUCUACUGCUGUAUCAGUGAAGUGCAGAUAUCUUGGAAAGAUUGUGGAUGACAUGGCGGCACUCACAUGUGACACCAGGCGACGUACUUGUUAUACUAUCAUGAUAAAUAAUUUUUAUGUCCAUGGAACAUUUAAGGAGUUGCUCACGACAUUUGCGGCCACCAGUGAAUUGUUGUGGACAUCACCAUACCCUUACUCAACUUCAGGUCCUGAUGAAGAGAAGGUUACAGAGGGUAAUAAAUUGUCUCAAUGUGGGUGGCUCCUAGACACAUUGCAAAACUAUUGUCGGGUGCUGGAGUAUUUUGUAAACUCCACUUUGCUUUUAUCCUCAAGCUCUUCAUCCCAGGCUCAGUUACUUGUUCAACCAGGUGCAGUUGGCUUAUCUAUUGGGCUGUUUCCUGUUCCUAGGGACCCUGAAGCUUUUGUUCGGAUGCUGCAAUCCCAGGUUCUCGAUGUAAUACUUCCUGUUUGGAACCACCCCAUGUUUCCAAACUGUAGCCCUACGUUCUCUGCUUCCAUCAUUUCACUGAUAACACAUAUAUACUCUGGUGUUGGUGACAUUAAAAGGAGUCACAGUGGAGUUGCCGGAAGUGCGAAUCGUAGGUUCAUACCUCCACCUCCUGAUGAAGCUACUAUAACAACAAUUGUUGAGAUGGGAUUCUCAAGGGCAAGAGCCGAGGAAGCGUUGAGACGAGUGGAAGCAAAUAGUGUUGAAAUGGCUAUGGAGUGGUUGUUUAGUCAUGCUGAUGAUCCGGUGCAGGAGGAGGAUGAACUGGCUCGUGCACUUGCUUUAUCACUUGGGAGUUCAUCAGAGGGAUUGAAAAAUGAAAAUGUUGAGAAGUCUGUCGAUGCGCCGACAGAAGAAGGGUUAAUAAAGACGCCUCCUGUCGAUGAUAUCCUUGCUGCAUCUGUUAAGUUGUUCCAGAGUAAUGAUGCAAUGGUAUUCUCAGUUACAGAUUUGCUAGUGACUCUCUGCAAUAGGAACAAAGGAGAAGACCGCCCCAAGGUGGCAUCUUAUCUUUGUGAGCAGUUGAAGCUUUGUCCUUCGGAUUUUUCAAAAGAUUCCAGUGCAUUGCGUAUGAUAUCACAUAUCUUAGCAUUGCUCCUUCAUGAGGAUGGAACUAUCAGAAAAAUCUCAGCACAGAAUGGUAUUGUAUCUACCAUCAUUAAUAUCUUGACAGAUUUCAAGUCUAAAAGUUUGAGAGGGUGUGAAAUUCUUGCCCCAAAAAGCAUUGGUGCAUUGCUGCUUAUCUUGGAUUGCAUGCUGCAAUUAAAGCCUAGAAUCCCUUCUGGAACUAUUGAAGGUACCCUGACAGGACCUACGCCAGACAGCCCACUUUCUGAUAAAAAAAUGGAUUCAGAAGAUGCCUCUGAAAAAGAAUCCGCCACUGUAUUUGAGAAAAUAUUGGGAAAAUCUACUGGUUACCUAACCAUUGAAGAGAGUCAAAAAGUUCUGCUAAUUGCUUGUGACCUGAUGAAGCAGCAUGUUCCAGCUGUCAUCAUGCAGGCUGUACUGCAGUUAUGUGCACGCUUGACAAAAACUCAUGCUCUGUCACUGCAAUUUCUCGAAAAUGGAGGUUUAGCUGCUAUUUUCAGUCUGCCAAGAAGUUGUUUCUUUCCUGGAUAUGACACUGUUGCAUCUGCAAUCGUCCGUCAUCUUCUCGAAGAUCCUCAGACUUUACAAACAGCCAUGGAGUUGGAAAUCAGACAAGCUUUGAGUGGGAGCAGGCAUGCUGGUCGAAUUUCACCACGGACAUUUUUGACAUCAAUGGCUCCUGUUAUUUCUAGAGAUCCCGUGGUUUUCAUGAAAGCCGCAGCUGCAGUUUGUCAGGUGGAGUCUUCUGGCGGGCGGACCUUACUGGUUUUGUCAAAGGAAAAAGACAGGGAAAAAGAGAAAUCGAAAGCAUCAGGUGCUGAAGAACCUAUGCGGAUAUCUGAACCUAAGAUUCAUGAAAGUUCAAUUAAAUGUGUCAAGGGCCACAAAAAGAUUCCUUCCAAUCUAACUCAAGUUAUUGAUCAGCUUCUUGACAUAGUCUUGAAGUACCCUUUACCGAAAAACCAUUUUGAAGUUGGGAGUGAAUCAAUUUCAAUGGAAGUUGAUGAACCCACCAGCAAGGUGAAGGGAAAGACCAAGGUUGAAGAGACACGGAAGGUGGAAUCGGAAUCUGAAAGAUCUGCUGCACUGGCAAAGGUGACAUUUGUCCUCAAAUUGUUGAGUGAUAUUCUUCUUAUGUACUUGCAUGCAGUUGGGGUCAUUCUGAGAAGGGAUUCUGAAUUUUGUCAACUUCGGUCAUCCAACCAGCCGGAUAACCCUGACCAUGGUGGAAUAAUCCACCAUGUCUUGCAUCGGUUGCUUCCAGUGUCUACUGAUAAAUCGGCAGGACCCGAUGAGUGGAGAGGCAAGUUGUCAGAAAAAGCUUCAUGGUUCCUGGUAGUUCUUUGUGGCCGAUCUAGUGAGGGGCGACGGAGAGUGAUUAAUGAGCUUGUGAAAGCUAUGUCUUCCUUCUCAAACUUGGAAAGCAAUUCAAACAGAAGCCUUUUAUUACCUGACGAAGUAAUUUUUGCAUUUGCGGAUUUGGUUUAUUCUGUUUUGUCCAAGAACGCUUCCUCAAGCACCUUACCUGGGUAUGGAUGCUCUCCGGAUAUAGCAAAAAGCAUGAUAGAUGGUGGUAUUGUGCACUGUCUUACUGGCAUUCUUCAAGUGAUUGACCUUGAUCAUCCUGAUGCUCCAAAGGUUGUAAAUCUUCUACUUAAAUCUUUGGAAAGUCUAACAAGAGCUGCUAAUUCCAAUGAUCAAAUUCUUAAAGCUGAGGGUCUGAACAAGAAGAAAACUCUAAUUUCAAACGAAAGGCUGGAUGUUGAGACAACUAGGCCAGCUGCUGAGAUCGAAGGGUGUAAUCAGAAUACCAGCAAUGCCCAGGAUGUUCAAGGUGAGGAAGGGGCCGAAGAACAGCAACAGAACAAUCAAGGAACUUUAGAAAUCGAGGGUAAUGGUGAUGCACAUGUUGAUCAGUCUGGAGAGCAAGACAUGAGAAUCGAAGUGGAAGAGGAAACCAAUCGUUCUCUGGAGAUGGGGAUGGAUUUUAUGAAUGGCGCAAUGGAAGGAGAGGGAGUUUUGCGCAAUGGAGAUCAAAUAGAAAUGACUUUUCGUGUUGAGAAUAGGGCAAAUGAUGAUAUUGGCGAUGAGGACGAUGACAUGGCUGAUGAAGGUGAGGAUGAUCAAGAUGAUGAUGAUGGGGAGGAUGAGGAUGAAGACAUCGCUGAAGAUGGUGGUGGAAUGAUGUCUUUGGCUGACACAGAUGUGGAAGACCAUGAUGAGACUGGCUUAGGUGAUGAUUACAAUGAUGAAAUGAUUGAUGAAGAGGAUGAUGAUUUUCAUGAGAACCGUGUCAUAGAGGUGAGGUGGAGGGAAGCCCUUGAUGGCUUAGAUCGUCUGCAGGUGCUUGGUCAACCUGGUGGUGGUGGAAGUGGCCUGAUUGAUGUUGCAGCUGAACCUUUUGAUGGAGUGAAUGUGGAUGAUCUUUUUGGCCUCCGUAGGCCUUUAGGCUUCGAACGACGGCGACAGAGUGGUAGGUCUUUUGAACGAUCAGUCUCAGAAGUCAAUGGAUUUCAGCAUCCUUUGCUCUUGAGACCAUCCCAGUCUGGAGAUCUUGUGUCUAUUUGGUCAUCAGGGGGGCAUUUGUCCAGAGAUUUAGAAGCUCUCUCAGCUGGUGGUUUUGAUGUCACUCACUUUUAUAUGUUUGAUGCACCAGUACUUCCAUAUGAUCAUGUACCUAGCAAUCUCUAUGGUGAUCGGCUGAGCAGUGCAGCCCCUCCACCUUUGACUGAUUAUUCUGUUGGAAUGGACUCUUCACACCUACAAGGCCGAAGAGGGCCAGGUGAUGGACGUUGGACUGAUGAUGGUCAGCCACAAGCAGGUGCCCAAGCUGCUGUAAUUGCACAAGCAGUGGAGGAACACUUCCUGUCCCAGUUGCACAGCGUUGCUCCAGCAGGUAGCUCUGCCGAAAGGGAGUCUCAGAAUCUUGAGAUGCAGGAGAAUCAGCCCUCUACAGACCCUCAGUCUAAUGAUGGCCAAGCAGUGAUGGAAGGUAACAAUCCCAGGGGUCCGCAAUCUGAACAUCAUCAACAAGAAACUUUAAAUGGAGCGACUGAUCAUCAGUCUGAUCAAGAAACAGUUGAAAGCAUUCAUGGCCAAGAGCAAGUCACUCAGCAUGCUUCUGUUGAAGAUGCAGAUGAGCCUCAACUGGUGCAGGAAGGUAUGUCGGAUCAAGCAUUUUCUCUGAGUAGUACACCUAAUCAAGAUGAGCAAAUGGAGACAGGUGAAGGUGAUAACAUUACAGGUAAUCAAGUAGGUGCAGCACCAGAGCUUGUCAACUCAUCAGCACAACAUUGUCCUUCUCUGCAACAUGAAGGUGGUCAAAACUCACCAUCUCAUCUUGAGAUUCCUGCUCCUGUUCCAAAUGUGGAUCAUGAUGGUGUGUCAAGGGCAGAUGGCCAGUCUCAUGAUCAGGUUCCUUUGGGUCCUGUUUCUGGGAGACUAGACGUAGAUAAUACUGGGGCUGAUGUUGAUAUGAAUGGUGUUGAUGCUGGUGGAAAUCUAUCUGAGCAAUCUCUCCCUGUCCCAGAACAACCAACAUCAGCUGCUCCAGAUGCUAAUCAAACUGAUCAGAAUAGCGUAAAUAUUGAGGCUUCUGGUGCAAGUGCUAUUGAUCCGACCUUCUUGGAGGCACUACCAGAAGAUUUGCGGGCAGAAGUUCUUGCUUCCCAGCAAGCUCAAUCUGUGCCUCCUCCAGCUUAUGCUCCACCUUCAGUUGAUGAUAUUGAUCCCGAGUUCUUGGCUGCUCUUCCUCCAGAUAUUCAGGCGGAAGUUCUAGCACAACAAAGAGCACAGAGGAUUGCACAACAAGCUGAAGGGCAGCCGGUGGACAUGGAUAACGCUUCAAUAAUUGCUACAUUUCCCGCUGAUUUACGUGAAGAGGUACUUUUGACCUCUUCAGAAGCAGUAUUAUCGGCACUGCCUUCUCCAUUGCUUGCUGAAGCCCAAAUGCUAAGAGACAGGGCAAUGAGUCACUAUCAGGCCCGGAGUCUGUUUGGUAGCAGCCAUAGGCUUAGUGGUCGAAGAAAUGGCUUAGGAUUCGACAGGCAGACUGUGAUGGAUAGAGGUGUUGGAGUUUCUAUAGGCCGGAGAGCAACAUCUACUGUUGCAGAUGGCAUGAGAGUUAAGGAAAUUGAGGGCGAGCCUUUGCUGGAUGCAAAUGCACUGAGGGCUUUGAUCCGCCUCUUAAGAUUGGCACAGCCCCUGGGGAAAGGACUUCUACAGAGGCUUCUGUUAAACCUUUGUGCACAUAGUUCUACAAGGGCAACUCUAGUUCGCCUUUUGGUUGACAUGAUUAAACCUGAAGCAGAUGGAUCACUCAGUGGAUUAGCAAUGCUUAACUCCCAGAGGCUUUAUGGCUGCCAGUCAAAUGUGGUUUAUGGCCGAUCACAGUUGUUGGAUGGUUUACCUCCCUUGGUGUCGUGUCGCAUUCUUGAGAUUUUGACAUAUUUGGCAACAAACCAUUCAUCAAUUGCCAAUAUGUUAUUUCACUUGGACCCCUCUCUCUUGCCGGAGGAAUCUGUUACAAAUGUUCUGCUCUCUAAGCUGGACAAAGGUAAAGGGAAACUUGAGGAUGGCGGUGCUUUGUGCAAUCCUUGUGGAGAUACAGAUGAUGUUCCGUUGGUUCUGUUCUUGAAGCUUUUAGAUCGACCUCUGUUUUUCCGCAGCACUGCACACCUUGAGCAGAAUCUAAAAGCCAUUCAAAUAAAAAAUUUGACACAGGUUAUGGGCUUACUUCAAGUGGUAGUUUACACAGCAGCAUCAAAUAUGGAAUCCCGCAAGCUAAUAAGUGGGGAAGUAAGUGGUGAUACUAAGACAGAUGCUCAGGCGGAACCAGAGUCUACUCAGGGAGAUGAAGCUGUAGUUGCUGAGUUAUCAACUUCCAACAGAAAGAAGAGCACUGAUACACUCAGUAUUCUCAUGCGGUUGCCGAGAUCUGAUUUGCGGAAUAUGAGUAGCCUUCUUGGUCACGAGGGGCUGUCAGAUAAGGUGUACAUGCUUUCUGGUGAAGUACUGAAGAAGUUGGCAUCAGUUGCUUCCCCUCUUCGCAAGUUCUUUACCUCAGAGCUUUCAGAUUUAGCACAUGGUCUGAGUAGUUCAGCUGUCAGUGAACUUGUUACGCUGAGGAAGACUCAAAUGCUAGGUCUUAGUUCUGGGUCUAUGGCUGGAGCAGCAAUAUUGCGUGUCCUCCAGGUUCUUAGUUCACUCACCUCGCCUAGUGGUCCGGCAGCUGUGAAUGUAGGCGGAGAGCAGGAGGAGCAUGCAUCGAUGUUGAACUUAAACAUUGCACUUGAGCCAUUAUGGCAUGAAUUGAGUGAAUGUAUCAGUGUGACAGAAAUGCACCUAGGUCAGGCCACAUUGAACAAGACUCUUUCUAGCAGUGCCACUUUUGGGGAUCAUGUACAGGGGAGUGUCUCCUCAUCGUCUCCUCUUCCUCCUGGAACCCAUAGACUCCUGCCUUUCAUAGAAGCAUUCUUUGUUUUGUGUGAAAAGAUUCAAGCAGCAAAUACUUCUUCCGUGCAGCAAGAUCAUCAUGCUACUGACACAACAACAGCUGGUGAAGUCAAAGAGUCGGGGGCGGGGGCGGGGGAUACACAUAAAAAGCUCGACGGUUCAGUGACAUUUGCUCGGUUUGCUGAGAAGCAUCGUCGACUUCUGAAUGCAUUUAUUAGACAGAGCCCUGCAUUGCUGGAGAAGUCACUUUCUAUGAUGCUGAAGGCACCAAGAUUAAUAGACUUUGACAACAAAAGAUCAUAUUUUCGAUCAAGGAUAAGGCAACAGCAUGAGCAACACCUGUCUGGUCCACUGCGGAUCAGUGUACGAAGGGCAUAUGUGUUGGAGGAUUCCUACAAUCAGCUGAGGAUGCGGCCUACUCAGGAUCUCAGGGGACGACUGAAUGUGCAGUUCCAAGGGGAAGAGGGCAUUGAUGCUGGUGGCCUGACUAGGGAAUGGUAUCAAAUAUUGUCAAGGGUUAUUUUUGAUAAGGGAGCAUUGCUUUUCACUACUGUGGGAAACAACGCCACUUUCCAGCCAAAUCCAAAUUCUGUCUAUCAAACUGAGCAUCUUUCCUAUUUCAGAUUCGUGGGCCGUGUGGUUGCAAAGGCAUUGUUUGAUGGCCAGCUCUUGGAUGUUUAUUUCACCCGGUCUUUCUAUAAGCACAUUCUAGGUGUAAAGGUGACUUACCAUGACAUAGAGGCUGUGGAUCCUGAUUACUACAAGAAUUUAAAGUGGAUGCUAGAGAAUGACGUGAGUGAUAUACCGGACCUGACAUUCAGCAUGGAUCCUGAUGAGGAGAAACACAUCCUUUAUGAGAAAAACGAGGUUACUGAUUACGAGCUUAAACCUGGAGGGAGGAAUAUAAGAGUUACAGAAGAGACGAAGCACGAGUAUGUGGACCUUGUUGCGGACCAUAUAUUGACAAAUGCCAUCCGGCCUCAGAUAAACUCCUUCCUAGAUGGGUUCAAUGAAUUGAUUCCUCGGGAUUUGAUUUCAAUUUUUAAUGACAAGGAGCUGGAGCUACUGAUCAGUGGACUUCCUGAAAUUGACUUGGAAGAUCUGAAGGCCAAUACAGAGUAUACUGGAUAUAGUGGUGGUUCCAGUGUUGUUCAGUGGUUCUGGGAGGUAGUUCAAGGGUUCAACAAAGAAGACAUGGCUAGACUAUUACAAUUUGUCACAGGAACAUCAAAGGUUCCACUGGAAGGUUUCAAGGCAUUGCAGGGCAUCUCUGGUCCUCAAAGGUUCCAGAUACACAAAGCAUAUGGAGCUCCUGAACGCUUGCCUUCAGCUCACACGUGCUUCAACCAACUAGAUCUUCCAGAGUAUACCUCAAAAGAACAGCUCCAAGAACGUAUGCUGCUCGCUAUUCAUGAGGCCAGUGAAGGUUUUGGCUUUGGUUAGUCAGGCCAGGGGAUGGGGUUGGCUUCAGACACAACCGAAGAUCCAAUGCACGUGAACAGUCUUCAGCAUUUUGUGAUAUGAUGAAGGGGAUGAUUCAUUUGGGUCUGGAUUAAUUAGGAGUAUAGGGAGUUAGCUAGUCAUAUAAAGGCGGUUGCCGGUGCAGCGGUGGUGGCAGCUGAGUCGAUGCUGGUGAAUGCGCUUUGAGGAAACAGGGGAUUUUUGUCUUUCAAGUUACUUUGGCCAUUGACGGUAACAAUGGGGAUGGAAAUGAAAAUGUAAAUGGUUUUUUUCGGUUUGAAAGGGGAAGAAUGUGAGGGUGUUUCCUUCCACCAAAAGCCAAAGCCAGUUUAUGUAGAUAACUAUUCGAAUCUACCUUUUUGGUUGUUUAUAUAUUAGUUAUUGUCGUUAUAUUAUGAGGUUCUGCAAUGUUGGUUCUAUUUCUCAUUGUUGGGACGAGGCAGGCACAGCUGCAGUAGUUCUGGGCAACAGAUCCCCUGCAUAGCCAAAGUUAUGCAAUUAGACAUCGCCGCCAAUAACUGCAAAGCAAGAAAAUUUACAAGGGGAAGUGGAAUCCUAAACUUGGAACAUAAUUAAUUGUUUGAG